AUGGCGGAUCUCGAAGAAGCGAUCCCUCAGCAUUUGGACGAGAUUGACGCGCUAGACGCGCUGGGUCGGACCCCGCUUACUUGGGCAGCUGCCAGAGGAGACAGCCGUGCUGUAGCCCUCCUUCUAGCCCAUGGUGCUAAUCCAGACAUUUUGGAUAUACAGCUUAGCGGAGGUGUCUCCUAUGCUGCCCAAAGAAACCAUCUUACUUGCGUAAGACUGCUCCUCGAAGCUGGCGCCUUACCCGAU
Trematosphaeria pertusa is the source of this 246-nucleotide messenger RNA. RefSeq lists its product as uncharacterized. Gene Ontology annotation, molecular function: protein binding. NCBI's taxonomy places the organism in Eukaryota, Fungi, Ascomycota, Dothideomycetes, Pleosporales, Trematosphaeriaceae. The annotation marks the transcript as partial. The record is from RefSeq and is a predicted model, not a curated record. The transcript has a single exon.